Messenger RNA from Chionomys nivalis (European snow vole), 3325 nucleotides. It is a transcript of the gene Odr4, whose product is annotated as odr-4 GPCR localization factor homolog. Gene Ontology annotation, biological process: intracellular protein localization. The transcript has 14 exons. Gene Ontology annotation, cellular component: endomembrane system. Bases 347 to 1450 code for a protein of 367 amino acids. The record is from RefSeq and is a predicted model, not a curated record. NCBI's taxonomy places the organism in Eukaryota, Metazoa, Chordata, Mammalia, Rodentia, Cricetidae.
AGGCUACUGAAUUGGCUGCCAAUAAUGGGAAGAACCUACAUUGUAGAAGAGAGUGUUGGCCAAUAUAUUUCAAGCAUCAGUCUCCAGGGGAAAUCUUUUGUCUCUGGUCUUUUGAUAGGACAGUUCAACAUCUUAUGAAAGAAGCGACGCCUCUGUGUCAGGCUUGGAAGGCGGAGGCAGAAGGAUCAGUCUUGGCUACAUAUGUUCUUCACAAAAGGAUUAUGUGAUUCUUGCCACUAGAACACCACCCAAAGAGGAACACAAUGAGAAUCUCAAGCAUUCCAAAGCUAAGUUGGAUACCUUGGAUGAAGAAUGGGCCACAGAACAUGCCAGCCAGGUAUCCAGAAUGCUCCCUGGAGGACUUGUGGUUCUUGGAAUAUUUAUUAUUACAACUUUAGAACUAGCAGAUGAUUUUCAAAAUGCCCUGCGCAGACUAAUAUUUUCUGUGGAAAAAUCUAUGAAUAGAAAAAGACUGUGGAAUGUCACAGAGGAAGAGGUCUCAGAACGAGUGAUACUUCACAUAUGUUCUUCUACAAAAAAAUUAUCUUGUCGAACUUAUGAUGUCCAUGAUCCAAAGAGUUCAGCAAGACCUGCAGAUUGGAAGUAUCAAAAUCGAGUAUCUACCUCCUGGCUGUCUCUAGAGUGUACUGUUCACAUUAAUAUCCACAUCCCACUGUCGGCUACUUCUGUCAGUUAUUCUCUGGAAAAAAAUACAAAGAGUGGACUUGUACGCUGGGCCAAGCAAAUAGAAAAUGGUGUUUAUUUGAUUAAUGGACAAGUUAAAGAUGAAGAUUGUGAUCUAUUAGAAGGACAGAAAAAAUCUAGAGGAAAUACUCAAGCAACUGCUCAUUCUUUUGAAGUCCGAGUGCUAACACAGUUGCCCCCGAGUUCAGACCACAGAUCCACAGCCACGGUCCAGAUCUGUAGUGGCUCUGUAAAUCUCCGGGGGGAUGUAAAAUGUCGAGCUUUCAUCCACAGCAACAGACCCAAGGUUAAAGAUGCCGUGCAGGCAGUGAAGAGAGAUAUUUUGAACACAGUUGCUGAUCGCUGUGAAAUACUUUUUGAGGACCUGCUUUUGAAUGAAACUCCAGAAAAAAAAAAUUAUGAACUUCCUCACCGAGUUUUCGUUCCCCUUCCUGGAUCUGCUAUAAGGUUAUGUGAUUAUAAAUUUGGUGAUGAAUCGGCUGAAGAAAUCAGAGACCAUUUUUCAGAGAUGUUAGAUCAUGAGAUUCAAGUAGAAGACUUGGAAAUUGCAGAAGAAGUAAACACGGCUUGUGUGACUUCGUCUGUGAGGAGCGAAGCGCCACUGACUGACACAGGAGAAGAACAGCCACAGCAGCCAAAUGAAACUCCAAUUGCAUCGAAGAUUCAGCAAAACAUAGGUGCGAUUGCAGCAAUUGCAGUUGCAGUCCUUGCUGCGGGCAUCUCCUUCCAUUACUUCAGUGAUUAGGGUGAGGCACAAAGAGCUUCCUGAUCACCCGGAACACACUGAAAACUAAAGAUGCAAAUGCCCCACCUGCAUUUAAGCUCUGCUACGAAAAUGUCUAUUAGAUGUAUUUCUGACUUACAUGACCAGCUGCCUCGUUUCCCCUGCUUUUAUUAUCGGGCCUAGGUUUUCAAAAGUAAACUAUGCAUCUAAAUGGAGUUGCAUGUAAUAAAUCACUAUUAUUUAUCUUCAGAAGAGUCAAAUGUGAGCUAUUUUAGAAUUUAGUUCUACUGAAUGACAUCACACAUUGAUCAAAAUAUGUAAACUAAGCUGGGCAGUGGUGGCGCACGCCUUUAAUCCCAGCACUCGGGAGGCAGAGGCAGGCGGAUCUCUGUGAGUUCGAGACCAGCCUGGUCUACAAGAGCUAGUUCCAGGACAGGCUCCAAAGCCACAGAGAAACCCUGUCUCGAAAAACCAAAAAAAAAAACAAAACAAAAAAUAUGUAAACUAUGAGCAGUCAGUAUCGACUGCAGUUGAUAUAUCAUCAGGAAUUGUCUCUUAAGUUCAUCCUAGAGGACAUUUCCAAUAUGCUCUCAGUUGCAACAGCUUAUGGACGUGGUUUAAGUUUGAGGCCAUGAAUACUAUUUUAAGCAUACAAAUGGAUAGUGGUUUCCUGGAUGUCAGGCGCUAGUAGCAGCACGGCAGUAUGCUGCUUGCCUCACACCCAAACCAGAGACAUGUGAAUCGGAGAUGCUGUCCUAGGUAGGGCAGUUAGUGUUCUGUAGCUCUCACCCUGCAGUUCGGUGCAGAUCCUGUCAGAAACAAACUAGUAGCACUCCUAAUUUAGACAAGACUCUCAUAAAUUAUGAUCAAGCAGUAUUUUAUUAGUUCAUGAUUGUAAGUCAUGAGGUACAAGAUACACUGAAUCAGAAUGAGAAUUAACUAUAGGAAAAAAACAGUCAUUGAAGUCAUUUCUCCCAAGUCCACAACAAAAAUGCAGAGAAUAAAGGAUAGAGCCAUAGAUAUGGAUGAGAGCCCGGUAGUGCUCCUUAGGAUAAACUAAAGGAAAAAAAAAAACCACAGUCAUUAAAGUCACUUCUCCCAAGUCCACAACACUGAUGUAGAGAACAAAGGAUAGAGCCAUAGAUGUGGACCAGAGCCAGGUGGUGCUCCUCAGAGUGAGGACCACAUUCUUUAAAGGAAGAGGACAAACUGCAGGCGGGCCAGUAGUAGCAGACACAGCGGAAGAGAUCAGUGGAGUGGAAGGGAGAGCAGCAGGAGGGAGGUGAGAAGGAAGGGGUGAUGGUCUAGGAGAACCAGGUGAGGAGAAUGGAAGAGAGGAGCAUUUGAGAUGGCAGGGUUCCCCACAUGUGUUAGCAAAACACUUAUAAAUUCAAGAAACCAUAUAGCUUAAACACAUUUAAAAAAAAGUCAAAUCCGUGAUUUGAUCCAAGUUGUGAACCACAAGAUACAAAGCAAGGUCUUUAAGAAACCAAAGGGACAUAAAGCUCCUCAGCAGAGGCAAGUCAGUCUCAUACAGAGUAGACCCCAGUAGCAGCAGUGUACACGAGUCAGUCUCAUACAGGGUAGACCCCAGUAGCAGCAGUGUACACAGGAACGCAGGAAAUGCCUUCAGACUUCAGUGAAACUAUACAAACCAGUGCCAAACAAAACUCAGAACCAAUAGACCUUCAUUAAAGAAACUGAAACGGGAUCGUCUUCAGUGAGGAAAAUUACCCCAAAAGCAAGGUCUGAAAUGAAGUGUUGAUUAACAAAGUGAUCAAUAUUGUAAAUUUAAAGUGUUGUUUAUAUAAAGCAAUCAUAAUGAAGUAUUUAUAGAAAUUGUAAACUUGUAAAACUGAAUAAAUAUUGUUAUGCAACCUUGUUGUGGAAUUUUCA